UCAAGGAUAGGGCUCUAAAUUAAAAAAAAUCAAAGCCUCCGAGAAUGAGAAGACUCCUCCGAUCCGAUGACGGAACUCGUCCUUCUCCGACGUCGUUUUCUUCUUUACCGGACGACGUCGCUCUCAAUUGUUUGGCUCGUAUCUCAAGAUUCCAUUAUCCAACUCUAUCUCUCGUCUCCAAAGGUUUCAGAUCUCUCCUCGCUUCCCCUGAACUCGAAGCCACACGUUCCUUCAUCGGAAGCCCCGAGAACCACCUCUGCGUCUGCCUAAAGCUGAACAACAAUCCUAACCCUUGCUGGUUCACAGUUUCCCCGAUUCCCGAACGGAGAUUGAAACCCAUCCCUUGGUUUCCUCAGCAAUAACAGUACCCUCAAUCCCCGACCGUUGUCUCAACCGGUUCGGAGAUUUACGUUAUCGGAGGCUUCGUCAACGGAAAAAGAAGCAGAAGAGUGUUCGUUUUCGAUUGUCGAUCUCAUCAAUGGCGUAGAAUCCGCAAAAUGCACUUACCUCGAGCUGCUGCAGCCGCGGAUGUGAAUGAAGAUAACGGUAAGAUCCACGUGAUGGGAGGCUGCAGGUCCAAGGAAUGUGAGGAGGUUUAUGAUCCAAAGACCAAUACUUGGGAGUCCCCCAAACCACUAGAUUUCACCGUUCGGAAGAAUAUGUUUAUUUUUAUUGAGGGAAAGGUCUAUGGCUUGGAUGGUUUGAAGCUUAACUUGAAGACCAAUGUUUGCUUACUUGAGAUUGAGAGUGUGUUUUGCCUAAUCUCGGUUUCUGGUGGGAAUCUAUUGUGGCGUGAACCAAAGCAACGUUUUGUUAGUGUUGGGGUUAAUGGGCUUGAAGAACUCUCCUCUCAUCAUUUUGUUGCUGUGGCGAUAUCCGGCGGCGGCAGAGGAGGAGGACGAGUCACAGUUUGGUGGAAGUCGUUGACAGAGUUUUUGGAGUUGCAGGAGGAGGAUUCGACCGAGGAAUGUGAAACGCAUAUUUCGUGUGCUGAGAUUUUGUUUGAGAGACGUGGUUUGAAUGAGCUUUGGGGGUUCGUUCAAUGGUCUAAACAAGUGUUCACCGUUGAUGGAUUUGAUCCUACUUCCCUUUUCUUUUUAAACUCUGUUAUCGUCACUUAUUGUUAUUGAUCAACAAUGGGACUUUUUAUUUUACUUUGUUGUGGUAAUCUUUUAGUGAACGUUUACUCUUAUGAUUUUAAGUGAUUACUUCAUUGUGGUAAUCUCCUUAGUUUGGCGUUUGUAUUUCUUUGUAUUUAUCAAAUGAGUUUGUUUGGAAUCA
Molecule: messenger RNA, 1281 nt
Organism: Camelina sativa (false flax)
Lineage: Eukaryota; Viridiplantae; Streptophyta; Magnoliopsida; Brassicales; Brassicaceae
Product: F-box/kelch-repeat protein At5g03020
Molecular function (GO): protein binding
Source: RefSeq, a predicted model, not a curated record